Molecule: messenger RNA, 1709 nt
Organism: Talpa occidentalis (Iberian mole)
Lineage: Eukaryota; Metazoa; Chordata; Mammalia; Eulipotyphla; Talpidae
Gene: TOMM40
Product: translocase of outer mitochondrial membrane 40
Exons: 9
Coding region: 165-1244 (359 amino acids)
Biological process (GO): protein import into mitochondrial matrix
Cellular component (GO): mitochondrial outer membrane translocase complex; mitochondrial outer membrane
Molecular function (GO): transmembrane protein transporter activity
Source: RefSeq, a predicted model, not a curated record
CGGUUGCGCGUGGCGCACGGGGUGGGAGCGGAUCCCAGGCCGGGAGCAGGCGCUGCCGCCAGCGAGGGCCGGGGCCCGGAGCCGGGCCGGGGUUGACUUGGUGCCAGACCCGGAGCGCGCGGGCCCUGACCUCCGCCCUCCGACCUUUCCCCUUGCGGGCGACGAUGGGGAACGUGUUGGCCGCCAGCUCGCCGCCCGCGGGGCCGCCGCCGCCGCCCGCGCCCGCCCUCGUGGGACUCCCGCCGCCUCCGCCCUCUCCCCCGGGCUUCACGCUGCCGCCGCUCGGGGGCGGCCUGGGCGCCGGCGCGGGUCGGGGCGCGGAACGGACCCCCGGGGUGGCGGCCGCCAGCGCCGCAGGGACCGCGAACGACGGGGCCUGCGGCUGCCUGCCCAACCCGGGCACGUUCGAGGAGUGCCACCGGAAGUGCAAGGAACUGUUUCCCAUUCAGAUGGAAGGUGUCAAGCUCACAGUCAACAAGGGGUUGAGUAACCACUUCCAGGUGAACCACACAGUAGCCCUCAGCACAAUUGGAGAGUCCAAUUACCACUUCGGGGUGACGUAUGUGGGGACAAAGCAGCUCAGUCCCACAGAGGCGUUCCCCGUGCUGGUGGGUGACAUGGACAAUAGUGGCAGCCUCAAUGCUCAGGUGAUUCACCAGCUGGGCCCAGGCCUCAGGUCCAAGAUGGCCAUCCAGACCCAGCAGUCAAAGUUUGUGAACUGGCAAGUGGACGGGGAGUAUCGAGGUUCUGACUUCACAGCAGCCGUCACCCUGGGGAACCCGGAUGUCCUGGUGGGUUCAGGAAUCCUCGUGGCCCACUACCUCCAGAGCAUCACGCCGUGUCUGGCCCUGGGCGGAGAGCUAGUGUACCAUCGGCGGCCGGGCGAGGAGGGCACUGUCAUGUCUCUAGCCGGGAAAUACACAUUGAACAACUGGUUGGCAACAGUAACGUUGGGCCAGGCGGGCAUGCACGCGACAUACUAUCACAAAGCCAGCGACCAGCUGCAGGUGGGCGUGGAGUUUGAGGCCAGCACAAGGAUGCAGGACACAAGUGUCUCCUUCGGUUACCAGCUGGACCUGCCCAAGGCCAACCUCCUCUUCAAAGGCUCCGUGGACAGUAACUGGAUCGUGGGUGCCACCCUGGAGAAGAAGCUCCCGCCCCUGCCCCUGACGCUGGCCCUCGGGGCCUUCCUGAAUCACCGAAAGAACAAGUUCCAGUGUGGCUUUGGCCUCACCAUCGGCUGAGCCCCUCCAGCCCCGCCUUCCUCACCCUUCUUCCUGCAGACCCCACCUCCCCCUCCCCUGCCACGGAGGGGACACCUGCGCCCCCCUUCCCCUCCCUUCCCUCCCUCCUUGGGGGUCAGGGGGGCAGCGGAAAGGAGGGAACCUGUCACCCCAGCAGCUGAGGCCCCGUGGGGCACUUCAGAAUUCAGAGCAGCAGGGGCUGCAAGCCCAGUGGACCUGGGGUCCCGGAAGGAAUUCCGGAAUUGAGGGGCACGGGGGAUGCUGAGCACCAGGGGCAGAGGUGGCCAGACAACCUCAGGGAGGUGUUGGGGCGUCCCAUCCCCCAAAGGGCCCUGAGCCCCGCCCCAAGGGGGCAGCAAGAAGAGGAGCUUCCCCAUCCUCAGUCAGUCCACCCCGCCCACUUUCCCACCCACCCCUCGAUAUAAAUCAUGUUUAUAAGUUAUGGAAGAACCGGGACAUUUUACA